Rana temporaria (common frog) is the source of this 671-nucleotide messenger RNA. It is a transcript of the gene TMX2, whose product is annotated as thioredoxin related transmembrane protein 2. Gene Ontology annotation, cellular component: membrane-bounded organelle. NCBI's taxonomy places the organism in Eukaryota, Metazoa, Chordata, Amphibia, Anura, Ranidae. Gene Ontology annotation, biological process: brain development. Gene Ontology annotation, molecular function: disulfide oxidoreductase activity. The record is from RefSeq and is a predicted model, not a curated record.
UUCAAUGAUUGGUCUGGGAGGGGGUUGUACGUUCUCUCAUUCAGUGAAGAAAUAACCAUGGCGGUGAUCGCUCCUCUGCUGGCUCUGAUCUAUGGGGCGCCCGGCCUCUGGCGAUGGGUCUCCCAGCCGUACUACCUCCUGUCGGCGCUGCUCUCCGUCUCCUUCGUCAUGAUCAGGAAGAUCUCUCCGGUGUGCACGGCGCUGCCCACCCAGAGGGAGGACGGCAACCCCUGUGACUUUGACUGGAGAGAAGUAGAGAUAUUGAUGUUCCUCAGCGCCAUUGUUAUGAUGAAGAACAGACGAAGCAUUACGAUUGAACAGCACGUUGGGAACAUCUUCAUGUUCAGUAAGGUUGCCAAUACGAUUUUGUUCUUCCGCUUGGACCUGCGUAUGGGCUUGCUGUAUGUCACACUGUGCCUAGUUUUUCUCAUGACCUGUAAGCCUCCGCUGUAUAUGGGUCCUGAACAUAUCAAGUAUUUCAACGACAAAACAAUGGAGGAGGAGAUGCAGUCCGAUCGUCGGGUCACAUGGCUGGUGGAGUUCUUUGCCAACUGGUCGUCCGAGUGCCAGUCCUUUGCACCCAUCUAUGCUGAGCUGUCUUUAAAGUACAACUGUGCUGGUCUGAAGUUUGGGAAGGUUGACAUAGGCCGGUAUCCUGAUGUCAGCACCAA